Magnolia sinica is the source of this 763-nucleotide messenger RNA. RefSeq names its product protein LURP-one-related 8-like. The record is from RefSeq and is a predicted model, not a curated record. Lineage: Eukaryota; Viridiplantae; Streptophyta; Magnoliopsida; Magnoliales; Magnoliaceae. The transcript is spliced from 3 exons. Bases 24 to 707 code for a protein of 227 amino acids.
AUCAUGUUCCAAGCGCAACUCCCAUGUUUAUAAAAAUUGAAAGAAAUGGAGGGACUCCUCAUCAGUUCCCAAGAUUAAUGGGCAGUGACCCAGAUCAUGAUGAGAUUCAUCCAAGGGCUCUAAGGAGCCUCCAUGAAUUCCCUCAGCUGUGCUCUUCUUCCCCAGUUCGACUCACAAUCUGGUGCAAGUCAUUGCUCUUCAAUGGCAACGGCUACACCGUCUUCGACGAUUCAAAUGGAAAGAUGGUUUUUCGGGUCGAAAACUACGCAUGCAAUCGAAGAGAGGAAACUUUCCUCAUGGAUUUCAACGGUAACGUCUUGCUGACAAUCAGACGGUGCAAGAAGAAGCUGAAGAUCUUGGAAAGCUGGGAAGUAUACAGAGGAGAUCAAGAUGUCUUACGGUUGGAUGGCCAACAGGAGCCGUUGAUUAGGGCUACAAAGGCCUUGGGCUACCCUAGUUGCAAGAUAUGGGUGGAUAACGGUGGAGAUGGGCUGAUCAAUUACUGGAUGAACUGGUCACGUCACCAGAGAUGGUCGAAGAUCUACCGUACAACUUCUGGUGCAUCUCCUGUGGCUGAGGUUAAUAGAAAGUGUGGUUCAGCACCAGAGACACUACUUGGUAAAGAUGUUCUGACCUUAAGCAUGCAGCCAGGGAUGGACCAAGCAAUGAUCAUGGCCAUGAUCAUGAUCAAUGAUGCAAUGAGAUGAGCACACCCCUUGUAUUCUAUGUUUCAUAUAUCUUAUAAAAUUCAUUUAUUUGCUUU